Molecule: messenger RNA, 1603 nt
Organism: Ciona intestinalis (vase tunicate)
Lineage: Eukaryota; Metazoa; Chordata; Ascidiacea; Phlebobranchia; Cionidae
Source: RefSeq, a predicted model, not a curated record
CCUAAUAAUUAAGCUACUGCAUUGAAAUAAAGGUUGUCACACACCUGCCAAAACACUUGACUCAGAAUGCUGCCCAUUAUUGAUUUCAAGCAAUUUCGACCUGGUGUUGAAGCUAGUGACAAAGAAAUAAACGAAACGGCUAAGCUAUUGGUGGAUGCUUUGUCCACAGCAGGUUUUGCAUAUUUAAAAAAUUAUGGAAUAAAAAGAGAAACCAUUAGUGAAGUCAGAAACGCCGCGGAUCUAGUGUUCUGUUCACCAACUGACAAGAAGAACAUUUAUAAAAGAAACCCAGAAACCACUUUCGGCUACAUUGCGCUCAGUACAGAAAAGGCGAAUCUAGCUUUACCCACCGACUACAAAGAAGUAUUUAAUAUACCCGGCUCGGGUGUAGAUCCAUCUGUAGGCGCAAAAUGGCCACAUGAACUUUCACCAAACUUUGCUUCAUACUCGAAAUCUUUCAUGGAAAAAUGCAAGAGUCUGUCUUUGAGAAUUCUCGAAGUGAUCGCUGUCGGAUUACAGUUGAAGGAUCGCCAUGCUUUGACGAAUGCCCAUCAAUUUCUAAACCAAAAAAAUAGUAUGGGUACUCUUAGAUAUGCAUAUUAUCCACCAAUUAAAGACGAUGUUAAACCCGAACAAAGACGAGUAAGCGAACAUUCAGAUUGGGGUUCGAUCACUUUGCUCUUUGUUGACAGCAGUGGCGGAUUACAGAUUGAGACGGAAGGGACAUACAAAGAUGUCCCUGUAAUAGAAGACACGAUUUUGAUCAACAUUGGAGAUGCGUUGGAAUUUUGGACAAAUGGGAAACUGAAGUCGACAAAACACCGUGUUAAUAUACCAGACGAUGAGGUAAAGCGAAAUUCAUCUCGAAGGUCGAUUGUAUAUUUCGCUUUCCCUGAUAAUGAUGUCGUGAUCAAUCAACCUCUUCAGUUCAAGGGUGAUGCAGAUGUUCCGGAUCCUGUAGAAGAACCGAUAACAGCUUUGAAAUAUUGCGAGAUCAAAAUGAAAGAAUAUUUUUCAACCUAGUUACAAAGUGUAAAAAUGUUUCUUGUACAAACGCUGCUUCUCCGAUAUUUAUGUAGAUACUGUGGAAAAAGACGGGACACGCUUAGCACAAUAUAUCCAAAAAUGCUGAUCGUGUUUUAAACAACUAACAACGGUCAGUGGAAUUCGUGAUGGUUUUAUAUUUCUUUGAAUAUUCGGUUUUAUAUUACGAUUUUAUAAUUCUUUAACUAUUCUUUGUUUACUAUCAAGUGAUACGAUUAAAUAGAACGAAAAGGUGUCCCAUCUUUUCUCACCCUAUAUUAUACUAAAUCGCAAAAUGUUAUUUACGGUAAUUUUAACAAAUGUUGUCUAUAUUGCUUUUCUUUUUUUGCCAAGUCGUAUGUCUUCGUACAAGUGUGUUUAAAUCUAAUGCAUUGCGCACUACAUGCGUAAAGUGGUUCGUUGGUCUUGCAUAUUAUAGCUUAGUUAUAGUGCAUGCGCUUGCUAUAGCAGUUACAAAGAGAUUGUGUGUUGUUUUUUUGUCAGAAAAAACUGUAUGUGAACACUUGUAUACCUCCGAUGCAAUCGUAAACAUUUUUAGGAUUACAAGGUUCACAUAUUA